Messenger RNA from Hibiscus syriacus, 360 nucleotides. RefSeq names its product polcalcin Syr v 3-like. The record is from RefSeq and is a predicted model, not a curated record. NCBI's taxonomy places the organism in Eukaryota, Viridiplantae, Streptophyta, Magnoliopsida, Malvales, Malvaceae. The transcript has a single exon. Gene Ontology annotation, molecular function: calcium ion binding. The coding region runs from base 75 to 323 and encodes 82 amino acids.
CAAUCUCAUUGAACAAAAAACAAAGACAAAAAUAAAACAACUUUCAUCAACACAUACACCAGUAAAAGAAAAACAUGGAUGAUGCAGAGAAAGCCGAUCUAGAACGCAUUUUCAAGCGCUUCGAUACCAAUGGGGACAGCAAGAUCUCGUCGGUUGAGCUUGGGGAAGCGUUGAAGACACUCGGCUCGGUCACACCUGAAGAAGUUACGAGGAUGAUGACCGAGCUCGAUACAGAUGGCGAUGGCUUUAUUUCCUAUGAGGAGUACCUCGCUUUCGCACAUGAAAACCGUGGCCUAAUGAAAGAUGUUGCCAAAAUAUUUUAAUUUAAUUUUUUUAUAUCUUUUUGGAAAGAUUCACUAA